GCUGAAGAUGCAGAUUUAGCAUCCAGCACAGAUACACUCGCUCUUUCUCUGAGAUACACACAGCUCCCCACAUUAGCACCUCUGCGAGCUAGACGGGCUGCCUGACUACACGGCUUCCCUGCCAGCCAAAUGCUAGAGAACACACACUGAUUUGCUGCUUUCCAACCCAUAACCAGUGUCUUUCUCUACACAAAGAUUUUUUAAACAAGCAAUUUAAAAACUAUAUAUAUAUAUUUUUUGCACCUUUCCUGCGGGACCACUGCUCCGCCAGCCUGCGCGCCUCCUAACACCACUUUUCACUCUCAAAGAAAGAUGAAAGGUGGCUGUGUCUACCAGUGGAAGGCGGCCGCCGGGCUCCUCUUCUGUGUCAUGGUUUUUGCAUCUGCCGAGAGAAGGGUCUUCACGAAUCAUUUUCUUGUGGAGUUGCAUAAAGGGGGAGAGGAAGAAGCUCGCCAAGUUGCAGCAGAGCACGGCUUUGGAGUCCGAAAGCUCCCCUUCGCAGAAGGCCUCUACCAUUUUUAUCACAAUGGGUUGGCAAAGGCCAAGAGAAGACGCAGCCUACCCCACAAGCAGCAGCUGGAGAGAGACCCCAGGGUGAAGAUGGCCUUGCAGCAGGAAGGAUUCUACCGGAAAAAGCGAGGGUAUAGAGACAUCAAUGAGAUUGACAUCAACAUGAAUGACCCUCUGUUUACAAAGCAAUGGUAUCUGAUCAAUACCGGGCAAGCUGACGGUACUCCUGGCCUUGACUUGAAUGUGGCAGAAGCCUGGGAGCUGGGCUACACAGGGAAAGGUGUCACCAUUGGAAUUAUGGACGAUGGGAUUGACUAUCUCCACCCAGACCUGGCCUCCAACUAUAACGCAGAAGCAAGCUACGAUUUCAGCAGCAACGACCCCUACCCUUACCCUCGCUACACAGAUGACUGGUUUAACAGCCACGGGACCCGAUGCGCCGGGGAAGUGUCUGCCGCCGCCAACAACAACAUCUGUGGGGUUGGAGUGGCUUACAGCUCCAAGGUGGCAGGUAUCAGGAUGUUGGACCAGCCUUUUAUGACGGACAUCAUCGAGGCAUCCUCCAUCAGCCACAUGCCUCAGCUGAUAGACAUCUACAGCGCCAGCUGGGGCCCCACCGACAACGGGAAGACGGUGGAUGGGCCCCGGGAGCUCACGCUUCAGGCGAUGGCCGACGGCGUGAAUAAGGGCCGAGGGGGCAAAGGCAGCAUCUACGUGUGGGCCUCCGGGGACGGCGGCAGCUACGACGACUGCAACUGCGACGGCUACGCCUCCAGCAUGUGGACCAUCUCCAUCAACUCGGCCAUCAACGACGGCCGGACCGCCCUGUACGACGAGAGCUGCUCCUCCACCUUGGCCUCCACCUUCAGCAACGGGAGGAAGAAGAACCCCGAGGCCGGCGUGGCAACCACAGAUCUGUACGGCAACUGCACUCUGAGGCAUUCCGGGACAUCUGCAGCUGCUCCUGAGGCAGCAGGAGUGUUCGCACUGGCUUUAGAGGCUAACCUGGAUCUGACCUGGAGAGACGUUCAGCAUCUGACUGUGCUCACCUCCAAACGGAACCAGCUUCACGACGAGGUGCAUCAGUGGCGGAGAAACGGCGUCGGCCUGGAGUUUAACCACCUCUUUGGCUACGGGGUCCUUGAUGCAGGCGCCAUGGUGAAAAUGGCUAAAGACUGGAAAACCGUGCCUGAGAGAUUCCACUGCGUGGGAGGCUCCGUGCAGGACCCUGAGAAAAUACCAUCCACUGGCAAACUGGUGCUGACACUCACAACCGACGCAUGUGAAGGGAAGGAAAACUUCGUCCGCUACCUGGAGCACGUCCAAGCUGUCAUCACGGUCAACGCGACCAGGAGAGGAGACCUGAACAUCAACAUGACGUCGCCCAUGGGCACCAAGUCCAUCCUGCUGAGCCGGCGCCCGAGGGACGACGACUCCAAGGUGGGCUUCGACAAGUGGCCCUUCAUGACCACCCACACCUGGGGGGAGGACGCCCGAGGAACCUGGACCCUGGAGCUGGGCUUUGUGGGGAGCGCGCCCCAGAAGGGGGUGCUGAAGGAGUGGACACUGAUGCUACACGGCACGCAGAGCGCGCCUUACAUCGACCAGGUGGUGAGGGAUUACCAGUCCAAGCUGGCCAUGUCCAAGAAGGAGGAGCUGGAGGAGGAGCUGGACGAAGCUGUGGAGAGAAGCCUGAAGAGCAUCCUGGGUAAGAACUAGUGCCGCCGCCUGGCCGCCACCGCCGCCGCACCUCCUGCCCGCGUUUCCGCCUCUCGGUCCUCGCUCCACACCCUGCCAGGCACCCCGCGAUGACUGUCCCCCCAACACAAGCGAUUCCAACUUCUUGAUCUGAAGCUUUGCUCACUGUCAAUGAUUUUCAUUACGAUGGAAGCAAUCUUUUCUAUUCUAUGCCCCAAAUACAGUGUUCCUACCAACA
Camelus dromedarius (Arabian camel) is the source of this 2446-nucleotide messenger RNA. It is a transcript of the gene PCSK2, whose product is annotated as proprotein convertase subtilisin/kexin type 2. Gene Ontology annotation, biological process: peptide hormone processing. Gene Ontology annotation, cellular component: neuron projection; membrane. Gene Ontology annotation, molecular function: serine-type endopeptidase activity. The transcript has 12 exons. The record is from RefSeq and is a predicted model, not a curated record. Bases 313 to 2229 code for a protein of 638 amino acids. NCBI's taxonomy places the organism in Eukaryota, Metazoa, Chordata, Mammalia, Artiodactyla, Camelidae.